AUGGCUCCCCUAAGCUCAAUCCCCCUCCUACUACUCAGCACCCUCCUCACCCUCACAACAGCAAGCUACCCCACAACCAACACAACACAAUUCACACCCGAGGAAAUGCUCAGCAUCUCCCGUCGCGGCACAGCCCUCCCCAACGCAGCAGGCACACUAGCACUUUACACCACCUCUCAGCACAGUUUCAAAACUCACAAGAACAGCUAUGGUCUCUGGGUGAUGAACAUCACGAGUGGGGAGAAAUGGCUGUAUACGAAUUCGAGUGCGGCGAGUGAUCCGAAUUGGUUGGAUGGGAAUAUGUUUGUCUGGUUUGUGAGCGAGGAUGAUGGGAGUACGAGUGUGGUUGUGGGGGAUGCCACGAAGCCGGAUGUGGAACCAAUCUCUGCAGGUUCAAUUCCGGGUCCAGUCAGUGGACUCAAACUCGCUCCAACGGGCAAAGGUACUUGGAAUUACGCAUUCACUGGAUCUGCUGCGCCAAAUAGAUCACUUUACAAUUCUGCUCUUGUUGAGACUCCCGUAUCAUCUGGGAUGAUGUAUACGAAGAUUUUUGUUCGGCAUUGGGAUGCUUAUGUCACUCCGUAUAAAAACAGUGUCUGGUACGGCACUCUCACCUCAUCUCAGAGUAGUAACGGUACUGCUGGUUUCUCAAUCAAUGAGCCGAUCAACGCUCUGAACGGCACUGGUUUUGAAUCCCCAGUUCCUGUUGUCGGUGGAACUGAUCAAUAUGCCAUCUCAUCCAAAGGUCUCGCUUUCAUCGCCAAAGAUAUCAAGCUCCUCGACCCCGUCUACACAAAGUCAGACGUAUGGUAUAUCCCACUCUCGAACUUCACAGCCGCACCCUCCAAACCACAAGCCGUUCUCACCCCAGGCAUCGAAGGCGCCUCUGCCUCCCUCGUCUUCUCACCCACCAACAACGCACUCUCUUUCGUCCGGAUGAAAGACAUUUCCUACGAAUCCGACAAGAAUCGCAUCUUCACCGUCCCAGAUGUAACGCAGAACUUGACUGCUACCGAAUAUUACGCCACAAACGAUGGAAUCGGUUUCUGGGACCGUAGUCCUGGUCCCAUACUCUACAGCAAGGACGGAGCGACCAUUUUCGCUGUAGCAGAAGACUUUGGCCGUGUUAGACUCUGGAGUCUAUCAUCUGACCCUGCAAAAGCCGAGACUCCAGCGCUGGUCUUCGCCGAAGGGGGAGUUUCGGAUGUACAGUGGUUAGCUGGCGACAAGCUUCUCGUCACUAGCAGUAGUUUUAUCGACAACUCCGUCUACUCAUCCGUGGACCCUACCAUAGCGGCGGGCAGUAAUGCUACAGAAGGCAUCACGCUCUUGUCCGCCAACCUCAACUAUGGAUCAAAAUGGGGUCUGUCUCGCAGCCAAAUCUCAGAUGUAUACUACAAAGGUUACGGCGACUACAUGGUCCACGCCUUCGUCAUCAAACCCUCCACCUUCCAACCCAACAAGACCUACCCCCUCAUGUUCUACGUCCACGGCGGUCCCCAAGGCGCAACCGCCGACGUCUGGUCCAACCGCUGGAACAUGCUCGUCUGGGCCGAACAAGGCUACGUAGUCGUAGCAUUCAACCCCACGGGCUCCACCGGCUUCGGCCAAAAUCUCACAGACGGCAUCCAAAACCAAUGGGGCGGCCGGCCCUACCAGGACCUCGUCCUCGGCUGGCAAUACAUCGAGGAGCACCUCCCCUUCAUCGACACAUCCCGCGCUAUGGCAGCUGGCGCAUCGUAUGGCGGAUACAUGAUGAAUUGGAUCCAAGGCAACCCACUCGGGCGGAAUUUCAAAGCGCUGUUUACACACGACGGCCCAUUCUCAACCCUCAACAUGCCUUCUAGCGAAGAACUCUGGUUUCCCCAGCACGACUUCAACGGCACGCUGGCAACCGCAUGGGACAACUACGCGGUGUGGAACCCAGCCAACAAGACUGAUCAGUGGGCGACCCCCCAUCUGGUUGUGCACAACGAGCUGGAUUACAGAUUGCCGGUUAGUGAGGGGUUGGCAACGUUCAAUACGCUGCAGGAGAGAGGCGUGCCGAGCAAGAUGCUGAUUUUUCCCGAUGAGAAUCAUUGGGUUCUUAAACAUGAGAAUAGUCUUGUGUGGCAUAAGACGGCGAUGGAUUGGUUGAAUGGGUAUGUGGGGUUGCCGAGGUAUUCGAAGCCUGGGGAUGAGGCGUUUAGGGCGAUUUUGAUGAAUGGGGAGUGGGAUUAUUAG
Messenger RNA from Cadophora gregata, 2223 nucleotides. RefSeq lists its product as uncharacterized. Lineage: Eukaryota; Fungi; Ascomycota; Leotiomycetes; Helotiales; Ploettnerulaceae. The record is from RefSeq and is a predicted model, not a curated record. Gene Ontology annotation, biological process: proteolysis. Gene Ontology annotation, molecular function: protein binding; serine-type endopeptidase activity. The coding region runs from base 1 to 2223 and encodes 740 amino acids. The transcript has 4 exons.